AUGAUUAUAGAAAAUGGUGAAUUAUCAUCACCUUUAAUGAAUGCGAAUGAAUAGAAGAAUAAUCAAUAAUAGAAGUAAAGAAAAAAAAGUCUUUUUUAGAAGAUAUUUGGAUGCUGUCUUGAGAGAACUUCAAAAAGUAGAAUAAAUACUGCAGACAACGAAUAAAACCAAGAGGAUGAUGAUUCAGAGAAGUACCAUGGUUUUAGUCCAUCAAACCAAAUCACCGGAACUAAUUAACAACAAAAUUAAGACUAAAAUGAAAACAAUCAGUAAGGGAAUGUGAUUAAAAGCUUAAGCUAGGACAAAAGAGAAAAGUUAUUUGGGAUAAACCCUAAUUAGUCCUACAAAGGAGGGAAAAAUCUUUUAGAUUAAUAAGGAGGAGUUUAGAACUAAGCAUAUCAGAAUCAGUAAAAUAGCAAAGCAGGAGAUAAAAAAAAAACAAACAAAAAAUAAAAAAAAGCAAAGGAGUAAGCUAUAAAUUAUGAUUCAAACAGUAUAUAUGAUAGCAGUAGUGGAUAUGAUGUAUCACAAGCAAGUAAUCACACAACUGAUUUGAGAAGUAGUAGUUUAUCUACAAAAACACAUAAUUAUGAUUUUGAUGUAUCGAAUUAUGGUACAGGGUAGAUAUUUUUAUUAGGAAAAAUUUUAUAAUUAAUGGUACUUGUGAAAGACUAAAAGUAUGUAAUUGACUAUGCUAGUAAUAAUCUUCCAGAUGAUUUUAGAAACUAUACAAAUUCUACUGCUUCAAAAGAAUUACAUUAAAUUAAUUCUUUAAGUGGAAACUACCAAAGUAUGACUUUUAGAGAUAACUCGUCUUAUUUCAACAUGAAAUCCUUGUCUAAUUUAAAUAUUAAAACACUUUCUUAGUAUGAGUUUAAUCCCGAUACAAUUAAAUAUUAUAGAAGAAGGCAAGUAUACUUUUCUAAAUACACAUAAGGUAUAUGUGUAGAUGCUAAAUGCUGGCCUUUUUUGAUUCCUGAGUGUAUUGUUUAACACAUAGCUCGUAGAGCUUCUUAAUCAAAUAGAAGAGAAUCAAUAGUUGAUGUUUCAUGUGCAGUUGGAUAAUUCUCAAUAGCUUUUUCAAAUCAAAUAAAUUAGGUAAUUGCAAUAGAAAAAGAUCCUAUCAGAUACUAAUUUGCAAGGAAUAAUGCAUCUAUAUAUAAUGUAUAAAAUUGUAAAUAUGACUAAAAUGAAAGAAUGUCCUUCAAUGAAGGAGUACUUUUUUACUAAGACACAUCUUUCUUGGAGGAAUAGUUCUAAACAAAUGCCAAUCUAUCAGAUAUUGUAUUUAUUGCUCCUCAUUUAUUAUCUGAGAAUAUCAAUAAAAUUUAAAAUUAUGAUGAUCCAUAUUUCUAAUCUAGCUACUUUUAUGAUAGUUUGAGACUUUACUUAAAGAAAGCUUUUAAAAUUGCGCCAUAAGUAAUCUUAUUCACUCCAAGAAAUGUAAAAAUAAUAGAUAUUGUUGACUUAUUCACAGACGCAAUAAAAGAAAAUCUUAAUAAGGUAAAAAAAUGCAGCAUAGAAAUAGAAAAACACUUUGUAAAUGAUCAUCUCAAAUAUAUUUGCUUUUAUUUUGGAGAAUUUGGAAGAGAGGAAAUUUCUUCAUAGCAGGAAUUUAAGUACAUAAAUUAACAACUUGAAAAGUGUUACACUAUUAACAAUAAUAAAUAGAAAUAUUAAAAAUAAACUAGCAUUCAAAAAAAUAAACCAAUUAGAAUUCAUUAGCAAGUAUUUAAUGAAUUAGGAAAAUUUUAACUUUUAAAUAUAGUAUACAAAUUUAAUUUUAGUUUUAAAAUUGAGAAUAUGAAAAUAAGUGAAGAUCAAACCCUAUUGUCCUUAUUCUACGCUUACUUAAUUAGCCAUAAUUUCAUGAGCCAAGCAAGAAUUUCUUAUAUGAUUUCACGAAAAUAAUACACCAAUUCUAAUUUGAGCUCAAAUACAAACAAUUUUACUAUUUCAAUUUUGAAAGAUGAUGAAAAUAAUUUAAAUAAGUAAGGCAAACCUCUAAAUGAUAGCAUUUUAAGGAGAGUAUCUUCAUUUACAAUAUAACAAGCCAGUCAAAUUAAAAAUUCUUCUAAUAAUAUUUUACUGCCUCCUUCUCGUACUGCAACGUAAACUUAAUCAAAUUAAGAGGAAAAUACUUCUUAGUUAGAUAAUUAGAUAUCUAAGUAAUUCGAUUAAAUAAAUCCUAAUACAACAUGGGAUGAAGAAUAUAAAUAAGAAAGUUAAGGAUCGAAGUUUUCUAACUUUGUUGGAUCAAUCGAUAGCUAAAAAGCUAAUAAUUUGCUUGAAUCAAGAAAUACUGAAAGGACACUUUCUAGUAAUAGUAACUUAUUUAGGAGUACUACGAAUGAUUAAAAUAAUUAUAGAAAUACUAGAAUUGUUUAUCAAAAUUAAAAAGAAAAUAGAGAAAAUAAUAAAAAAAAAUUUUCAAGAAAUGGCCAUCGCACAUUAACAAAUUUGUAAAGAAAAAAUAAUUUAUAAAGUAUGGAAAAUAUUCUAGAUGAUUUUGAUGAUAAAGAAGUUAUAAAUAAACACUAUAACUAAACUGAAAGCGAUGAAAACAUCGGUGAUGCAAAUAACCAAGAGUAAUUUUUUUCAGAAACUGAUUCAGAAGAAGAUUAUGAGUAUGAGUAUGAAGAUGAUUCUAGCUUUAACAAAAAUUAAAUGAAUGCUAGUUAAAUUACUAAUAACCAACUUAGUUUUCUCCAUAAGACAUAAAGGGUUUAUGAGAGCAAGCUAGAAGGUUAUAGUGAUAGAACAAGAGGACCUAAUGAUAUUAAAAAAUCUUAGCUUAGUAAUUCUAGUUAAUAGACUCAAGAUCAAGAUCAACUGGUAGUUUUUCACUUCAAUUUCUUUGAACAAAAUAAAAAUGAUCUGUCAUUUAAUAUGAAUACAUCGUUUAAUCUCAUGAAUACUAGCAGGUUGAUUGCUUAAGAAAUGGGUCAAGAUUAAAAUCAAAGCUAACUAAAAACUGGAAAAACAAAAGACAGAAGCAAUUUUAUUUAAAAUGAAAACGAUGCAGUGUCUUUUGAUUCAGAUUAAAAAUGCGAUUAAAUUACUUAUACUGUACAAAAUUGUAAUAUGUGA
This is a messenger RNA of Tetrahymena thermophila SB210, 3090 nucleotides long. RefSeq names its product RNA cap guanine-N2 methyltransferase. Gene Ontology annotation, molecular function: RNA cap trimethylguanosine synthase activity. Gene Ontology annotation, biological process: 7-methylguanosine RNA capping; 7-methylguanosine cap hypermethylation. The record is from RefSeq and is a predicted model, not a curated record. The transcript has 5 exons. Lineage: Eukaryota; Ciliophora; Oligohymenophorea; Hymenostomatida; Tetrahymenidae. Gene Ontology annotation, cellular component: nucleus.